AUCCAAAUGUGCAACAUCCUGUUUUGAGAUGAUGAUUUCGAUGGUAUAUUCCCCUGGGUCCGUUUUUUGUGUCAGGUUUGUUGAAGGAACUUUAAUCGACUCAGGAUGUUUGUUCUCAUCUGGUCGACUCUGCUUUUCUCUGUGAGAGUCAGCGAUGCUGAAACAGGUUAUUCAGCGUGGGGGCCAACAAGUUGUUCGUAUGGCUUCUGUAACACUCUUGUUGAAGGAGACAUCACUGCAGAGGUCGGACUCUGUGUCGUGAUACCGUGCUCCUUCACUAUUCCUUAUAGUUUCCGACUCUCAACUUUGGUUUGGUCCAAAUGUGAAUCGACUAAACCAAGAUGUGGUGACGUAGACAUGAUAUUCAACAGUAGGGGUUCCAGCAGAAAGGUUCAGGUGGGGUUUACAGGCCGAGUGUCACUGCUGGAGUCAGAUGUGAGUCAGAAGAACUGCAGCAUCAUCAUCAGUGACCUGAAGGAGUCGGACUCGGGAACAUAUCAACUCAGAGUUAAUGGUCAUUUCAAUGGAUAUGCAGACGGAUUUACAUUCCCCCAAAGAACAACUGUCCAUGUCAAAGGUCUGAGUCAGAAGCCCACUGUGACAAUUCCUCCUCUGACUGAAGGACGACCGGCCACACUGACCUGCACAGCUCCCGGCCUCUGCUCUGGCUCUGAACCUACAAUCACCUGGACGUGGCGAGGAAGAGGAGAGAGCGACGCUCACAUCCCGGGAAGCAUCACGGCCCUCAUGACUGAGAAUGUGGCUGCGUUCGCAAAGAGAAGUCGCUCGAAUCUGACCUUUGACCCUUCAGCUGAACACCACGGCGGCAACAUCACCUGCACGGUCAACUUCAGAGGAAACGUGAUCACAGAGGAGACGAAGACUCUGAGUGUGACCUAUGUGAAGGAAGUUAGAAUCACACGUAAUACAAGUGUGAAGGAGGGUGAGACUCUGAAUCUGACGUGCAGCGUUGAAAGUUUCCCUCCAUCGAUGAUCACAUGGACAAAAGAUUUUGACCAAAACAUCAGAAAUGGAACAGAGACCACUCUGCAGAACGACACAUUCAGUAACCUGCUCAAUGACACCGAAGAAAGAGGAACUGCCACUCUCGCCAUCUCUAAUGCGACACCAGAGGAUUCUGGACAGUACAUCUGCACAUUGACACACAGGAACAACACCUGGAAGGAAAGUGUCAAUGUAACAGUGAUCUACAUGAGAGAUCCAGUGAUCACCGGAGACUCCAAAGUAAAGGGGGGAGAUGUUUUGAAUCUGACCUGCAGCGUGGACAGUUUCCCUCCAUCUCUUGUAGUGUGGACUAAACUUGGCUUCAACACAAACCUGCACAAUGGAAGCGUCCUGCAGAACGACUCUGGUUCAUCCACACUCAUCAUCCCUGAUGUGACUGCAGAACAUUCAGGACAUUACAUCUGCACAGCACAACAUCCGGACAGGACCGCAACUACAUUUACUGAUGUAACGGUGACUUGGUUUUCAAAGAUCUUAAAAAACUCCGGCUGUGAGGUCCAGUCGGGGGUCCUGACCUGCGUGUGCAUCAGUGAGGGGUUUCCUCUUCCCGCCAUCAAAUGGCCGCUGUUGAAAGACCACACUGCGUACUCAAUCAUUACCACAGUGUCAAACUACACUGUCAGCAGCACCGUCAUCCUGAAAGGCCGAAGUAACAGCUCUGUCGAGUGUGUCAGUGAUAAUGAAAAUGGGGAAGCAAAAGAGAAACUCAUCACUCGAAUAAACUCCUCUGAACUCGGGGAUGAACCCAAAGUAUUUAAAAGAUUUUCAUGGUUGGAAGCCAUCAUCGCCUUUUUCCUUGGGGUUCUUCUCUCAGCUGUAGUUUUCCUUUUGGCAAAACAAUGCCAACGAAAGAAACAGAAAAGCACUGAUUAUCUGGAUGAGACUCUGGAGAUGGCGACUAAUCAAGAGGAUCCACUGAUACAUAAUGGACAAGCAGCAAGAGAUGCCCAGACCCACGGCCAAGAGAGAGCUGAGGCUGGAUCUGUGGCAGCGGAGACACGAGCCCCUGAUCUGGACGGUGGGCCAGAUGACGUGGACUACGCCAGCAUCGAUUUCUCACUGCUGAAAAGAAGGAGUGCCAGAGAUGGAGCAAAGAAGCCGGAGACCACUGAGACGGAGUACGCUGAAAUCAAAAAACAAGUCGAAGAGGAGAGAGAAGAUGGUGGUGCAGAGGAAGGUAAGGUGUUGGAGGAGGCCAGGAUAGAGGAGGAAGAGGAGACAAAUCAUUGUGUCCCAGAGGAGGAGGAAGGGGAGGACAUGGCAGUGUACGCCAACAUAAAGGAUGUAAUGGCUGAGAUUUUCGCAGAGUCACCGUCGGAAAACAACUGCAACGUCACCUACACCGCCAACCAGAGCAACCCUGCGCCCAACUGUGUCAACAGCACCGCCGAGGUGCACGAGCGCUUAAAGUGUCUACUCAACCAAUUGUUUCUCACUGUGAAACAGCCACAAGUCAUCAUUGCAUUUCUGACCGGGAUUCUUCUCACAGCAACCAUCUGCUGUUUGGUCAGAGCAUGCCACAGAAAAAAGAGGAAAUCUGAAAAUGUGGCCGAGAACAUGGAGAUGGUGACCACUGAAACAAUGCGGCUGGUCGAUGAUUGUCAAGCAGUGGAAUGUGACGACGGGACUCAUGGCUGGGCAGCUGAGGCUGCUGGGACAUCAGCGCCUGAAGGUGACCAGGAACUAAAAGAAGUGGAGUACUCCAACAUUGUCUUCUUUGGGUCACGGAGCAGUCUCACAGAGGACAGGGACGCUCGAGAGGCCGCAGAGACAGAGUAUGCUGAAAUUAAGAAAGACACAGCGGAGGAGGGACAAGAUGAUGGAGGGGAAGGAGGUGAAGUGUUGGAGGACAACAGAGAGGAGGAGAAUCUGGUAGAGGAAGAGUUGGAGGCGGGACUGAAUGUGUUGACAGAGGAGGAAGGUGAGGACGGGGCGGUGUAUUCCACAGUGACUAGAGAACGAGAGGAACCCGGGGGCAGAACAGAAAUACAUGUUCACAUAUAAUGUGUUACGAUAAGGGCUGACUGUGUUUAUGAGGCUGAUGAAGAAUCCUUUUAAAAAAAUGACACAAUUAAAAUUCACAUUUCUUUGUCACAAGGGUUUGAUAACGACAGGAAUCAUUUAAUUUGUUUUUCUAAAUAUAUAAUAUGAGCCGAUAUAUCAUAUAGGACAUUUUUUACUCUUAAGCAUCAACUCCCAAAAAUCCACAUGGGUCGGGCUCUGACUCAAAGAGUCCAGGGCAGAGAGCAGGUGUGAAGUACAAAACUCUCGGAGAGAGAAAGAACCCAUUACAUUUUGUCAUAGAUCCAGACAAAGGGUCAGAUCCAGGACUUCCUUUUCACUUUCUUUAACAAUGUUGGAUUUUGUGUUUUAAAAUAAAAAAAAACAAUUUUUGUAAAUUUCCCAGAGAAUAACUCGUGGACCUUGUGCAGAUUAACAGAAUAUAAGAGGAGUGUUGGGUCCUACUCAGGGUCAUUCUAGGUUUUUUUAAAAGAAAUAAGUGUGUUUGAAAUUUUCUCUAAGUUGAUAGAACUGUUUGAAUCUAGUUUCUGCUGUGUUCACGGAAAAGUUGACUGUGUCUGAAACAUACUGUAAAUAUCUGCUGAUGGUCAGACCAGUGCGCUGCAUGCUUCACAAUGUCAGAAUGUGAAUCUGAGGCAACCUGAAAUUAAUUGAAUAACUAGAGUUUUGACCGCUUCAGUUUUGUUUUUAUCCUCCAUGCACCUUGGAAGUAGAUGAAAUCCUUCUCUGAGAAAAUUCUUCAUAACUUCAGAUUAACGGUUUGAAACGGUUUUAAAACUCAAUGUCUGUGUCCGAGUGUUUAAAUGACUGAAAUGAACCCGUCUCUGGUAUUUAUCCUUUGUCCUCAGUCGUACUCGCUCUGUUAAAUGUGCUUCAAAUUACCGACGCUACUGUUCUGGCCUAGUUCUUUUGUAAAUCAUUAGAAGAAGAAGUUACCAGAGACUCUGUAGAGAAAGUGAUGCCAUAUAUGGAAACAUCUAAAUGAAUACCCAUAUGAGUGUUUACCACACUAAGCUGACAACUGUUCCUGUGAUAGCAGCAAACACAGAUGGGGUUUGUAAGAGGUGCAAUAAAAAAAGAUUCUGAUCAUUUCUCUGAUACAAGGGAAAUGCAAAGAAGCUGCAUACAGCGAGCAUAUACCCACAGUUACAGAAACGAGCAUGUGCACAACGAAAAUACAAAUGUUUCUUUUGUCAAGAUGAGCAGAUUGGUUUUUUUGUGCAACUGACAUCAACUUCCCCUUUUCUCAUUUCAUAUUCUUGAAAGUGGUACACAAAAACAUAGGACAUAGAGCAUGAUGGGGUAGAUAAUAACUGUCUCACAAGAUGAGCCACAGAACUCAGCAUUAAAUGUCUCUGCUUGAAAUGGGAGAGGGUAGCGGUAGUCAAAUCUAGUCAGAAAUCUUAAACAGAUGAACAUGCAACAUCUGUGCACCUGCUUCCGAGCGUGAUCAACCAAACUUCCUGUGUGAGUUUCUUUCUUUCUCUUAAAGUUACAGAGUGAAGAGUUUUGUGAUAUGUAGUGUUGAAAUUGCAUGUUGCAGCUGAACAGCCCUCACCUCGCCCUCUCCUUCCACACAUGAAAAAGAAACUGCUGUGAACUUUAAUUGUCAUAAAAACUAAAAUUUAGAGGAAACGAACGAGUGAAAACAUCAUGAGGAUUAUUCUACAUUCAAUUUCUGCCAAUAGUUCCCUUUCGCCUAAAUCUGGAGCUUUAAAGGGAAGUUUGUGUUCUGCGGAUGGAGAGAUGAACAUACGCUGUUUUUAGACAUGAACUCCUGAGAAUGUCCGCACAAAUGUUGCUGGACUUUCUCAGGAGUUUGCCACUUUCUCAUGUGAACAACCAGGCAGGAGAUUCUUUGGUCAGACGCAUUCAAAACAGAACAAGAAUCUGUGGAGUGUAAGCAGCUGCAGAGGAGGGUUCAUGACGUAUUUACUGCAGUCAGCCACCAGGGGGCGAUUCAAGCAACUUUACGGUGACAACAAGUCAUUACUGCAUCCUGUGGUUCCAGUUAUUUACAGUUUUGCUGUUUCUCUUGCAUGUAUUUAAUAAAAAUAUUUAUUUCUAGUGAACCAGAUUGAGUUAAAACUGUGCACUAGAAAAUUCCUCCCAUCUUUUCGUUUUUGAAAUAAGCUUUUAGUGUAGAAAUAAAAGAUAUAAAUUCACAUCACGGUCUUCUGCUGUGUGAGAGGAUGUGAAGCUGAAAAUAACUGGAACACAGGUGGUUUGUGGGUCCCAGAGAGUAAAACUACUUUUUUUAACUGUAUAUAUUCAACUUUGUUCUUUUUUAUUCUACAUUUUAAAAAUAUCUG
Molecule: messenger RNA, 5360 nt
Organism: Paralichthys olivaceus (Japanese flounder)
Lineage: Eukaryota; Metazoa; Chordata; Actinopteri; Pleuronectiformes; Paralichthyidae
Source: RefSeq, a predicted model, not a curated record